Hibiscus syriacus is the source of this 1117-nucleotide messenger RNA. Its product is annotated as tobamovirus multiplication protein 2A-like. Gene Ontology annotation, cellular component: membrane. The transcript is spliced from 6 exons. The record is from RefSeq and is a predicted model, not a curated record. Lineage: Eukaryota; Viridiplantae; Streptophyta; Magnoliopsida; Malvales; Malvaceae. Bases 24 to 869 code for a protein of 281 amino acids.
UUUUGUUCAUUUGUUUAUAGAGGAUGGCUUGUAGAGGAUGCUUAGAAUGCUUGUUGAAGCUCUUGAACUUUUUGAUGACUGUUGCUGGUUUGGCAAUGGUUGGAUAUGGGAUCUACUUGUUUGUUGAGUACCAAAGAGCUGCUGAUGUUGCCACGCUUUUGUUGCCUGCGGGCCGUGAUCAGCAUUUGAGACAGCUCGGUCGGCCCAUGCUCGUGGUGGCCGAGUAUGUUUCGUCUGAUAUUCUCGAUCGUCUUCCAAAAGAAUGGUUUAUAUAUUUAUUCAUUGGAGUAGGUGUGGUUCUAUUUGUUAUAUCUUGCUGUGGUUGUAUUGGAGCUUCAACUCGGAAUUUAUGCUGUUUGUCUUGUUAUUCAGUGUUGGUGUUUCUGUUGAUCUUGGUGGAGCUGGGAUGUGCAGCUUUCAUAGUCUUCGACAAAAGCUGGAAACAUGAACUUCCUGCGGAUAAAACAGGAUACUUUGAUAUGAUAUAUCAUUUUCUGCAAGAAAACUGGAGUAUUGCUGGAUGGGUAGCUCUUGGAAUUGUUGUCUUAGAGGUUCUUAUUUUCUUGUUAGCCCUUAUGGUUAGGGCUGCCAAUGUACCGGCUGAUUAUGACAGUGAUGAUGAGUUCAUUGCACCAAGGCAGCAAAUCAGACAGCCUUUGAUCCACAGGCAACCAGUUCCAGUUACAGGUGUACCUGUUGCUGGCGGCCUUGAUCAACGGCCCGGAAGAACUGAUGCUUGGAGUUCACGUAUGAGGGAAAAGUAUGGGCUGGAUACGUCCGAGUUCACAUACAACCCUUCAGAGUCAAACAGGUAUCAGCAGGUGGCCCCUCAACCAGCAGAAGAAAGCAGCCGUUGCACCAUUAUGUGACGAUCAUCUGGUUGAUUUGGCUUCCGAGGCUAUUGCAUUGUCGAUUGAAUGACAGCUUCAAUUUAUUUAUCAUUCAGAUUACAGUCUUAUUUUAUGUGUUUCCCACUCAUUGAUUUCUUUAGAAAACAAGUGUUUCAAAAACGCAUAACCAUUUUGAGUGUAAAAAUUGGACUGCUAGUCUGCUACAUUAAGGUUGGGCAAUGAGUUGAAUCCUGAGCUAAAUGCAACUCUGCCUUUUACUUAUAUGU